Molecule: messenger RNA, 363 nt
Organism: Porites lobata
Lineage: Eukaryota; Metazoa; Cnidaria; Anthozoa; Scleractinia; Poritidae
Source: the annotation of a GenBank genome assembly
UCAGUUUACAACAAAGAGGGCGUGGUGGCAGUUUCUCGUGCUAAACAAGUGACCAAACUUGAAAUUCCAGUACGCAGAGCGAAAGGAUCACAAGGCAAUAUAACAGUGCAGUGGUCGUUACAUCAGAAUGACUCAACACUUGAUAGAGAGCUUGUUUGGCCGACUUCUGGGAUGAUAGCGCUGGACGAUGGUAAAUGGAACGAAUCUUUCACUAUCAACGUUGCCGACGACAAGAAAAAGGCACCAGAGAGUGUAAUGUGGGUCCAGCUUGAUAAAACCUCUGGUGGAGCCUUGUUAGCAUCACGUGAUCAAACAAGGGCAAAGAUUGUGAUCAAAGGGAACAAAGAACCGAGUGGGACCUGG